This is a messenger RNA of Mytilus californianus (California mussel), 3507 nucleotides long. RefSeq names its product probable tRNA(His) guanylyltransferase. The transcript has 7 exons. Gene Ontology annotation, molecular function: magnesium ion binding; tRNA guanylyltransferase activity. NCBI's taxonomy places the organism in Eukaryota, Metazoa, Mollusca, Bivalvia, Mytilida, Mytilidae. The record is from RefSeq and is a predicted model, not a curated record. The coding region runs from base 294 to 1133 and encodes 279 amino acids. Gene Ontology annotation, biological process: tRNA modification.
CGUUCAGGUAUGAAAUACAAUUGAUAUACAAUACAGAAUAGUUGUAUCUUUUAACGGUGAGUCCAUUUAACUGGAAGUACUAAACAGUCAACAAGAUUCCGUUUAAAUUUAUGGGAUUUUCAGUCAUAAUAAUGUAACCACCAGGACGUCUGUCAAGGAUUUUUAUUCUUCGUUACUGGGGUCCGUUCAAAAUUUAAACGAAUUGUGAUCUUUUUGCUGCUUAGUAAACAAAUCUUUCAAUUUUUAUGGUGUGAACAGAAAACAAUUUUUAUGGAAGGAUAAGUUGAGCGAACAUGGCUAAGAGUAAAUUUGAAUAUGUAAAGCAGUUUGAAUCGGAAGACAAAUGUUUGCCUAAUUGCUGGAUAGUUGUUAGAAUAGAUGGGAAGUCAUUCCACAGAUUUUCUGAUGUCCACCAUUUUGUAAAGCCUAAUGAUGAUAGAGCGUUGAAUCUGAUGACUAAAGCUGCACAGUGUGUGAUGGAAGAGUACAAAGAUAUUGUACUCAGUUAUGGACAGAGUGAUGAAUACAGCUUUGUAUUCAAGAAAAAUACAUCUGUAUUUAAUAGAAGGGGAAGUAAGAUAAUGAGUAACAUUGUCAGUUACUUUUCCUCCUGUUACGUGUUUUACUGGUCAAGAUUCUUCAACGUCCAGCCAUUACAGUAUCCUCCAUCAUUUGACAGUCGUGUUGUCCUCUACCCAUCAGAUAAAAACCUCAGAGACUACCUCAGCUGGAGACAGGCAGAUUGCCACAUAAACAAUCUGUAUAAUACAUGUUUCUGGAAACUAGUGCAAGAUAAAGGUUUUACACCAGCUCAGUCUCAGGAAAGAUUAAAGGGAACAAUGUCUAGUGAUAAAAAUGAACUGUUAUAUCAAGAAUUUAAUACAAACUACAACAAUUUACCAGAUGUAUAUAGGAAAGGUUCUAUACUUAUACCGAGUAAGGAAAAAGCAGUAGAAUCUAAACCUAUGAACUCUACCUAUCCUAAUACAAAGGAGCCUCAUCGUGGUUCUGUGUCAUUUAGUAACUCAUUGGAUCAUGGUACGAAAAUGAAUCCAAAAAUAGACGUUCUACAUGUGGACUUAAUAGGAGAAAAAUUCUGGGAGGAACAUUCUAACAUACUGACUAGUAGAUGAUAGAUAGUAUUGUUUAUUAAAUUACAGUAUUUACCUGUGCAAAUAUAUUUGUUAGUUGUCCAUAUAGAGUAUACCAACUAAUUUUCGUUAACAAUAAUUUAUGGUCUUGCAAACUUGAUGAGAUUGUAGCUGAGAAGUCCAUCUCAUUUUCAGAACUAUAUAUAAUAAUUAUAGUUUAGAUAUAUGGUUCUGAAAACAAUGGCUACAAUCUCUUGUAGCUUGAAAAACCAUAGAUAAUUUGUUAAUUGCUAAAUUCCUAGGCAACAUCAAUGACGUUGGGUUUGUGACAUUAAUGCAUUCUCACUCUAUUCGACUGAGAAAAACCCAUCUCUGUCAAGCAGCUUUAGGUGGAAAAUUAUAACACUAAAAGAUCAAAUGAAACUUUGGAGAAAAUAGCGAUAAUUUAUGUAUAUUACAUAUUGAAUAGUAUCUGUGAUGACUAUAACACUUCAUGUUAAUCUGCUGAGUAAUUUCUGUGUAACAUUUAAUUCUCUAAAUCAUAUCAUGAUGAUUUGAAUAACUUGUCAUAUUCAAAGUCUUGAAUGGUAGAAAAACUUUUCAAACUCAGAUUAUCUGACAGAGUAAGGUUUUAAUUAUUGUAAAUUCAGAAAAUCAAGGAAUUAUUUUUGUUCUUUUGGCCUAAUGAAAGGUGUCUAUGAUUAUUACCUACUGUGUGCUCCAUGAUCUGUAAAAAUUCACUUUAUCAUUAAAAUAUUUUAAUGAAAAGCAGGAACAAAUCAGAGAAUUUCAUAGCUCUCAUUGGGUGGAUGUUAUCCGUUAUCAUUUCUUAGUUAUAUUUAAUUUCUUCAUUUAAACAUUGGGAAGUUGGUAUCAGCUUUAAGAUAUAUUUAAUUUCUUCUUCUAAACAUUGGGAAGUUGGUAUCAGCUUUAAGAUAUAUUUUAUUUCUUCUUCUAAACAUUGGGUGGAUGGUAUUAAUUCUUUCUUAUAUUUUAAUUCUUCGUCUAAACAUUUGGUUGAUGGUAUCAGUUUUUAACAAUAUUUUAUUUCUUCAUCCACAAUGAUAUAUACUCCUUGAAACUCUUACAUAAAGUAAGAUUGGAGGAUUACCAAUCUGUAUGCAGUUUCCCUCAUUUGUGUAGAUUAUAUUUUUUAUGCAGUUUAUAUCUCUUUAGUCCUUUUCUUAUAUAAUUACAUUUUGCAGGUGCAUUGUCUGUUUUUACAUCAUGAAAAUAUGUAAAAAUUGGUAAUGGAACUUUCAAAGUUUAUACAUCAUUAUUUAAUGUGAUUUUAACUUCAAAUGAUUUCAAAGAGUUAAAUCUUCAGUUUAUUGCAAGCCAUUGCGGGGCAUGAUCUAGGAAACAGAUUACUGAGGUCAUUAUUGGAUGUCCAAAUAUAAGAUUAUCAUAUAAAUAUGGCCCUAAGUAAUCAGUCACAUAAUACUCAAAAGCUCUCGUCUGAAGAACUUUUAUGAUUUUAAGUUUAUUCAAGGUACCAUAUGAAAUGAUUAAAAGUACAAACAAGAAGAUCUGUUACUUGUUAAAAAUAACCGAAGGUCUUUAGGAAAGUAUGAGAAGCCCUUUUAAAAUUAUAAAUAAGAUAUUGUUGAUGAGCUCCAAAAGAGGUAGAUGUUUUCAAAUCUCAAAACAAGCUAAAAAAAAAAGAAGAAGAAUUUGAAAUUAAGAUCGAAGAACCAUUUGUAUAAAUAGACAUGAUAAGUCGUCUCAACAUAACUGAACUUUCAACUUUUGUCAUAUUGCAAAUAUUUAUUCUUUGGUACAUUUAUCAUAAAGAUGUCAGCAAUCAUUUUCAAACAAUAUUUUUCAUUCCAAACAUGCAUUUUUUUUUGUUUUUCUUGAAACAAAUUACAUUAACAUAACUGUAGGUGAUGCAAGCUUUUUAUUUCUAAUUUUUUACAAGGUUUGUCCAUCCUUUGAACUAUAUAGACAAUUUCUAAAUUCGAGCAGCUAUACUGUAAUAAAAAUUUCCAUUUCUACCAAAAUCGUAGGUAGUUUAGACAUGGAUAUUUUCCCCAUUUUUAAUGCAUAAAAUUUUAUGUGUGGUUAAAUUCAUUCAGUGAAUGAUAAGUGCGCCGUCCAAAAUAUUGUUGAUUUGUAUAAACUAUUAUUGAUUCUAAAUUUUUCAUGGAUUUGACAAGAUCUCAAAAUAAGCAAAAUUACCCUCUUGCAAAAAUUUCCUUGUUAACAGUGAGUAGGGCACACAGUAGCUUUAACACUAAAAUUUUCAUUCAUAAAAGUUAACAUUUCACCAGAAUUUUUUUAUAGCAUUAUUUGAGUAUAUUUCAGUAACCAGUAUGUUUUUAAUAUUGUAAGGUAUGAAUGAUUUAAAUAUUAUGCAUAUACGUUCAGUUGUUACAAUAUUAUCUUUAUACUUAUUAAAUAUGCAAUAUCGUUA